Cucurbita maxima (winter squash) is the source of this 1391-nucleotide messenger RNA. Its product is annotated as protein tas-like. The coding region runs from base 80 to 1153 and encodes 357 amino acids. The transcript is spliced from 12 exons. Lineage: Eukaryota; Viridiplantae; Streptophyta; Magnoliopsida; Cucurbitales; Cucurbitaceae. The record is from RefSeq and is a predicted model, not a curated record. Gene Ontology annotation, molecular function: oxidoreductase activity.
CUUGUUAGUCGGCUCACUCUUGUAGCAGUGAAGUUCUUCUGGUGUUCCUGCUCCCGACCUUCUUCUUGCUUCUCAAGGAAUGGCCGUUCCUUUCGUUAAUCUUGCUCCGAAUCUCACAGUUUCAAGGCUCUGCUUCGGUACCAUGACGUUCGGCGAGCAGAACUCAAUGUCUCAGUCAUUUCGCCUCCUCGACCAAGCUUUCGAUGCCGGAAUUAACUUCUUCGAUUCUGCAGAAAUGUACCCUGUGCCUCAAUGUUCUGAGACUCAAGGUCGCAGCGAGGAGUACCUUGGACAUUGGAUCAGAAGCCGAAAAAUUACUCGGGAUCGUAUUGUUUUAGCCACGAAGGUUGCUGGACCAUCUGGGCAAAUGACUUGGAUACGAGGCGGUCCAAAGUGUUUGGAUACUAAAAAUAUUACAGAAGCAAUUGAUGCUAGCUUAAAGCGAAUGCAAACAGAUUUCAUUGAUAUUUACCAGAUUCAUUGGCCUGAUCGGUAUGUUCCAAUGUUUGGAGAAACUGAAUAUAAUCCAUCAUGGCAGUAUUGUUCUGUUACUAUAGAAGAGCAACUUUAUGCGCUCAGCAAGGCUGCUGAUGCUGGUAAGAUCAGAUACAUUGGCCUCAGCAAUGAAACACCUUAUGGUGUUAUGAAAUUUGCACAUACUGGUGAAAAAUAUCCUCACUUUCCGAAAGUUGUAUCAUUGCAGAACUCGUACAAUUUGCUUUGUCGAACUUUUGAUUCUGGCCUUGCUGAAUGUUGUCAUCAUGAGAGAAUCAGCUUAUUAGCGUACAGUCCCCUGGCAAUGGGCAUACUUUCUGGGAAGUAUUUUUCUCCUGAAGGUGGUCCUGAAGAUGCCCGACUUAAGCUUUACAGAGGAAGAUAUUUAGAAGGGGAAUCGAGAUACAACCUAACCAACAACAUCAUCAGAACAGCUACAAUGGAAUAUGUUAAGGUUGCUAAGAAAUAUGGCCUUCAUCCAGUCUCCCUGGCAAUUGCAUUUGUUCUCAGGCAUCCCCUCGUAGCAAGUGUUGUGUUUGGAGUUACCAAGUCAUGGCAACUCUUGGAUAUUGUAAAUGCAGUUAAGGUUGAGCUCACACCUGAAAUCAUUUCUGAAAUAGACAAAAUUCAUUCGAGGUUUCCCAAUCCAUGUCCCUGAUUUGGAAUUUUCUUCCAUGAUUCGAGAUUUUUGGUUUGUUGUGUAAUGUUAUUCACUUGUGACCAAAAUGGAGCCAAGUGUAAAAGGAGGAUAAUUGUUGUGAAGAGGGUAAAGUUUGUUCUUUGGAAAAUACACCACAGUGCUCUUAGCAGCAAUCAUGAUCUUCACUAGCGCCUUCCAUACAUGGCUAUUGCCCUGAACUGGUGCCUUCUACACUAAAUUAUUGCAGAUUUUUUUA